Molecule: messenger RNA, 895 nt
Organism: Lathyrus oleraceus (garden pea)
Lineage: Eukaryota; Viridiplantae; Streptophyta; Magnoliopsida; Fabales; Fabaceae
Product: agamous-like MADS-box protein AGL17
Exons: 8
Coding region: 1-666 (221 amino acids)
Biological process (GO): regulation of DNA-templated transcription
Cellular component (GO): nucleus
Molecular function (GO): DNA-binding transcription factor activity
Source: RefSeq, a predicted model, not a curated record
AUGCUUCAAGAUAAUGGUACAAGAAUUUUGAAAGCUUCAUACAAAAGGAGAUUUUAUGGAAGUCCAAUGUUGAUAAUUGUCAUUUCUUUAAGAGAUAUCAAAAACUUGAAGACGCGUGUGUCAAGAGAAUUUGGCAUGAAGUAUUUGAAUCAUGCACAAAAAAAGAUCCUUAAAAUACAAACCAGAAGAGAUUUAACAUUUAACGAUUUUAUUGGUUUUGUUUUUGUUGUUGUCGUCGUUGUUGUUGUUUUCUUUUGGCAAAGAGAAGUAGCAAGCUUGAGGCAACAAUUGCAUCACUUGAAUGAUAGCCAAAGGCAAUUGAUGGGCCAAGAACUAUCUGGUUUGGAUUUUACUGAGCUGCAGCAUCUCGAGAGUCAAUUAGAGAUGAGUUUGAAAAGCAUUCGCACGCGAAAGGGUCAAAUUUUUAGCGAUGAGAUCAACGAAUUACACAAAAAGGGAAGCCUUAGUAGUAAAGAAAAUGAAGAACUUCAGAAGAAGAUAAACCGAAUUGGUGAAGAAAAUGCAGAACUAGAGAAGGUUAUUGGAACAAGGCGCAGAGAAUAUACAAUAUCCAAUGGUUCACAGAGUAGUAUCAGAUAUGGAUAUGAUAUACAUGAUGAACAAAUGAGUCUCCAGCUAAGGCAGCCACAACAACCACAACCAUAACAGUGAACCAAAUCUCUGGUAUUCUCUCAAACUGAGAAUGUGAAAGCUAAAACAAUGGUGAUGCAUAUCUUGCAGUGGAAUCUUGUGCUUCAAGAACCCUAUCAACGAUACUACUUCUGUAUUAUAAACUGUGUACUAGCUCAGUUUCUUUUUAAUCGUUGUUAUUUUAGAUAAAACUGUUGAUACUUGUCUAUUUUUAAAUUUCAAUGCUACAUUAACUUUUUUUUUA